Molecule: messenger RNA, 834 nt
Organism: Camelina sativa (false flax)
Lineage: Eukaryota; Viridiplantae; Streptophyta; Magnoliopsida; Brassicales; Brassicaceae
Product: putative 3'(2'),5'-bisphosphate nucleotidase, mitochondrial
Biological process (GO): sulfate assimilation
Molecular function (GO): 3'(2'),5'-bisphosphate nucleotidase activity
Source: RefSeq, a predicted model, not a curated record
AUGGACUUUGAUGAUGAACCCAAGCCAAAGGAGGUUGCUAAAACCCGUAGAUUCGCACCUGGCCCCGACGUCGUCAAACCGUCUAUUGAUGCUAAUAACCUCGUAAGCUCUGUGGUAAGUGAAGUCAAAUCAAAAACAAGCAUUGGAGACAGUGAUUUGUCUGAUGCUGAUGUACUAGAAGCAAUUGACAGAGGUGGCAAAGAUGCCUAUGCGUUUUGCAACAAACCAGCUACUUAUUGGGCUUUGGAUCCAAUUGAUGGCACAAGGGGGUUUCUUAAAGGAGAUGAAGCUUUAUAUGUGGUAGGAUUGGCCCUUGUUGUAGAUAAUGAAAUUGUGCUAGGAGUUAUGGGAUGUCCAAACUGGCCAGGAGAUUUAUCAGAUCAAUCCACCGGAACUCUAAUGAUCUCGCAUAUUGGCUGUGGAACGUGGACCAAGGGGUUACAAAAUAUCUCUGGCAAAGUAAGCGGUGAUUGGACAAGGUGUUUUGUUGAUUCCUGUGAUUUAGUGAACAAAGCAAGGUAUUGUAUACAAGAAAGCCAAACCUGGGAAUCAAUUCCUCUCUCUGGUUUCUUCGCUGCAAAUAUAGCUUCAUAUGACUUACAGCAUGAAGAUAUCAUUUUGGUGCCCACAUGUUGUGGAAGUUUGGGCAAGUAUAUGGUGGUAGCUUCAGGCAGAGCAUCGCUUUUCCUUCUCCGAACCAAAACUCAGCGAACAAUAAAGUCUUGGGAUCAUGCUGUUGGGAUGAUAUGUGUUCAUGAAGCCGGAGGAAAGGUAACAGAUUGGGAAGGAGAUGAAAUCAAUUUGGAGGAAGAUCAAUCUGAAAGAAGGAUCAUU